ACUAAAGUUUUUACCGAUAUCGUUAGCCCGGAAAUAACCAUCAUAAAUUGACAAUACAUUUUAACAAUGGCUGAUGGAUUGAAUUUUACGGUGGGCGAUUUUCCGCCGGGUGCCAUAGAAUACUCAAGUACUGAACCAAUCAGUUCCGCGGAGGUUCCCAUACCAAGUGUCUGGAUGUCGGGCCUUGUGGUCCUUGGUCAAAUGAUCUGGCUUAGAUUGCGCUCUAAGUGGGAAACUGUGAAGGGAAGAUCUAAAGUGGAAAUCUCGGAACGUUCUGAAGAAGUCUUCUCGCGUUAAGAACAGCAAAUGUGUCCAUUGAUUGAAAGUUUUUUAUUCCCGUGUCGUCAAUCGCAAGACUCUGCUUUAUUUGGAUCUAUAUUAAACAUACUUGUGAAGUGUAUUUCAUUUUGCAUCGUGGU
Messenger RNA from Drosophila erecta, 419 nucleotides. RefSeq lists its product as uncharacterized. NCBI's taxonomy places the organism in Eukaryota, Metazoa, Arthropoda, Insecta, Diptera, Drosophilidae. The record is from RefSeq and is a predicted model, not a curated record.